Molecule: messenger RNA, 4758 nt
Organism: Passer domesticus (house sparrow)
Lineage: Eukaryota; Metazoa; Chordata; Aves; Passeriformes; Passeridae
Gene: RBP1
Product: retinol binding protein 1
Exons: 4
Coding region: 1730-2278 (182 amino acids)
Biological process (GO): retinoic acid biosynthetic process; vitamin A metabolic process; fatty acid transport
Cellular component (GO): nucleus; cytosol
Molecular function (GO): all-trans-retinol binding; fatty acid binding
Source: RefSeq, a predicted model, not a curated record
AUGAGAGGCAGUCCUCAUCCUCACAUUUAAAGCAGUGUCUUGGUUUGAAAAGACAGGUGUCUGCUAAGGAAGGCAGGAGCCUGUCUUGGAAUGGAAAAUGUAAGCCCCUCCCUCUGAAUUAUUAUAAUUUUGAAAUUAAGGGGUUCUCAGGCAAAGGUAUGAGGAUAGGACUAACAGUAUGUAUAAAUAAUAAAUUAAAAAACAAAAAAAAACCAACCAAACAAAAAACCAAAAACAAAACAAACAAGAAACCAACAAAACCAAACAAACAAACCUACAACUUAAUAGGGAAAUGAAAAUAAAAUGUAGUAGUAUGAAAACACUGACCAAGUCAGAAUCCGACCUGUCCCCUGUGGGGAGGGUGGUGGCACAGUCCCAUCCCAAGGGGGCUCAGCCCUCUUGCAGUGCCAGCUGUGCUUCUGCUGGAGCAGGGAUCCUGCACAAGGCUGGAGUUUUCCUCUGCAGCUCCAGGGCUGCUGGAGAUGGGCCUGCUCUUCCUCUGGGAAUGCAGGGCAGGAGAAAGCUGCUCCUCUGGGAAUGCAGAGGGCAAAGGCUGCUGUGCUGUUCCAGGCUCAGAUUGUAUCCAGGUAGGAAUGCUUGGCUCCUGCCCUGGGCACAGCAUCUCCCCAUGGGAUGAUGGAAUUUGAUCAGCCCUGCAGGGACACUCAGUGGCCAUGGACAGCAGAGAUCUCCUGGAGGGAGGAUUUGCUGUGGGAGAGAUAAAGAAAACUGCCCACCUGGUUUUAACAGAUGGUGAUAGAAUACACGCUUCUGAUUACAUCUUGCAAUCUAAGACAAGUGGGUUUCUUUUUUUCUCUGUUCCAGAGUCUUCUCAAGAGCAAGCAAUUGCCAAAGCCCCAGAGUAGAUAAAAUAUCUAGUAGGGGCUUCAGUUGUACCAUAUGCAAACAUCUGAGAGGCUCAGUACUUGAGCUCUGAUGUUAGUGGGGAAAAUCCAUGCUCCUCUCUGCUGGUUGCCUGUUAUGCUGAUUGAGUGUCUCUCAUUUCUGACAGGAGUCACUUUCAGAGAAUACAGAGCUCUGUAAAGUGCUCCUGUGUUUCAGAGCUCCUCAACUGAAAGCAUUCAUGCAGCAGUGAUGUAGCAUUUAUCACUGUACAAAAUAACCACUGCUUCCAAGUACAAGAUUCCACCUAACUGGUCCUUCUGAGCCCCCAGCUGGCCAAGAAGUUUCCACUUGUGGUUCUUCAGGAUUCAGGAGCUUGUGGACACAAAUGGCUUUGACUGAAAGGGUCUGUAUGAUUGUUUUCUUGAAAGAAAGCAUAAAGUAGCUGAAAUCUAUUCAAGAAAGAAGAAUUUGGCUCAAAAAACACACAAGAUAAGCACUUUUAUAGCUUUGGCUAAUAUCCUAAACUAAAGCUCUGAAAGGGUUGUUUGGGUUUUUUGUUUUCUGAGUGGCAUGAAGAAUGAAGAGUAAUAUAGUUAAACAGAUUUCCCGUACACAAGUGAUAUGAAAGGUGAAUAUUUCAUUCAUUUUAAAUCAAGUCAUCCUGCUGUCAUUAGAAACCCUCAGAGGUUCAGCCUUGUAGAAGGAUUUAAAGGCAGCACUUCAACAAUAAUCGGCUUAGAAGGACUUGCAUAGCUCCAUGGUCUGAAAAAGAGAUAAAAGAAACCAGAGUUCAAACUCGCCACAAAGCAAGGCAGUGAGUUGUGUGGUGCAGAAUCAACCCGCAGUUCUGAGCCAGUGAUUUUGACAAUCACCUGAAGCAGGGAUGCCUGCAGACUUCAAUGGCUAUUGGAAAAUGGUCAGCAAUGACAAUUUUGAGGAGUAUCUGAAAGCACUGGAUGUAAAUGUUGCUGUAAGAAAAAUAGCAAACUUGCUAAAGCCUGACAAAGAAAUCCUUCAGAAUGGGGAUCAUAUGAUCAUUAAAACGCUGAGCACUUUUAGAAACUACAUCAUGGAAUUUGAUGUAGGGAAGGAGUUUGAGGAGGAUUUAUCUGGGGUGGAUGAUCGCAAGUGCAUGACCACUGUGUCUUGGGAUGGAGAUAAGCUGCUUUGUGUACAGAAUGGAGAGAAGGAAGGCCGUGGUUGGACCCAGUGGAUUGAAGGAGAUGAAAUGCACCUAUUAACAGGACCUGAAAGAAGAUGCCUGUUCUUUUGUCCUAUAACUCUUUAUAGCAUCUUCACUCUCUCAUCAGUGUGGGUAAAAGGCAGUGUUCCUGCUGGGAUAAUAAACUCCAACUUCCAUUUCUCCUCACUAUGCAGUGCUAUUAGCAUUCAGCAAUCUAAAUGGAUAUAUUCUAAAUGUUCAAAUCAGUAGCAGAGUUAUCAAAUCGUUGCAGAAGCACCCCAAGCCCCUUAUUACUAAACAGAAGUUUGAGGAAGCAUUGGUGGUUCCAGAAUGCAGUUGAGGAGAGGAAUGGGUAUGACAGAUUUCCCCAGCUGGCCUUGGUGCAGCACAGCCAGGGAGAAGGUUGCUGUGUAAGUGAGGACUUUAUAACUGAGGCCAUGGGCUCACCUGGAGGGGAGGCAGCAGUAAAGGAGAUGUCCAAAUUUCCUGUGCAGGCACACUUCCUCCAAGAAGCACCUGUGAGUGUUUCCACACUCCUCCCUCCCAGCUGCACAGCAGGCAGCAGCCACAGCCCUCCCAGCUCCUCUGCUCGCAGACAGUCCAGUCACCCAUCACAGCCUGCCCCGAGCUCAGCUCGCCCUGGCUGCCCUCAGUCCUGCACAUCUGUGCCUUCCCCUGCACAUAAACAAUGGCACCACUUGCUCUUGGAUUUCUCUGGACUGGCAUCCUGCUUUCUGGCCUUUGCCAGCCCCCAGGAAUUAUCUCUUCCCAUCUUCUGUCCCCAACACCAAUUCCUUCAGCCCUGGUUUCUGUUCUCCUUAUUCUGAUUCCUGCUCUAGCCAUACAGCCUGGCCCUGGACCUCCAUGCCCAGAGCACUUUCUGGACUUAUCCCUGUCACGAGGUUGAUUUUAGAAGACAGAAACUUCGAUUCCAUGACUCAAAUACUUGUGUCUACUGGCAGUUUAGGUAGCCCAGGGUAACCUGACUGCUCUGAUGCUGCUUUUCAGAAGGCUGGGAGGAGUUCUGGAUCAUACCUUCCAGCUCAUGCAUUCACUCACUGGCACUUGGAAAGUUUAUCACAAUCUGUUUCCCAUGUACACAGAAGUCAGUACAAAAUUAAUUCAUGCAAAGGAAAUAACCAGGUAUUUUAGAGCCCACUCCUCGAUCUUUCAAUUUUCUCACUUCUGUUAUUUCAUGGAUUUCAAAAGAUGUCCUCUUUAUUUCUCUAAUCCUUAAUAAUGCAGCUCUCUCCAUUAAAAGUACAGUAGAGUCCCCUUUAGUAUCUUAUUUUUGACCAGCUAAGAUUACUAGGUCUUGUCCUUUUGAGAGAGCUUUAACACAAUGAGCAGUUACCUUUAAAGAAUUGAUACUUCAAUAGCUUUAUGAUCCUAUUGAACUUUACACAAUGAGCCAAGUGUUAAUUUAUUCUUUUCACAGUUCUGCAGAAAGUAGGACCACAUCCUUUAGUAGUUUAUCGCUUCCUAUUUUCUUCAUUUCAUUCUGUGGUCUGUACUUUGUAGUUCUUUUUAGAUUUUAUUUUAUGUGAGUGACUUAUUUGACCAUUUCCCAUUUCCUUUUGAGUUUUAUUACCCUUUUCUAUUGUAUUGAUUGCUUCUGCUCAGUUGUUUUUGUUACUGUCAGCAGAUCUCUCAGCCCUUAUUGCACAUUCCUUCUUCUGGGUUGCCUCUGCAGGAGUGAGCAGAACCAGGUCCUAACCAAAGUCACUGCAUCAGUCUGUUGUUCCACCAACUCAUGUGCAUGAAAGCACUUUCUCUUAUUGGGGUUGAGCAACAUAUGUCAAUCAAGAUUAUUGACCUAGUUUAAAGUUAUUUAAAGUCACUUUGUCAAAGUCCCCCAUAAGAAAUGUGCAUAACUUCAUCAAAAUAUUCUAGGAGCUUUAUUAAAAGUCUCAUCUUGAACUGGAAAGUGUAUCCCUUCUGCUAGGUCAUGCAUGAGCACUGUCUUUAUGUCCCUUAAGAGCUUCCACACUCUUUUUUCUUGCACCUAAACCUUGCCCCAGGCACACGCCCCAGGCACACACCUGUGUGCACUUUUGAGAUGGAACUUGAGGAGUUCCAGGAGCAGGGAUGGGUGAACAGGCAAACAAACAGCAGCAGCCUCACAAACCCCAGCCCAGGAUGGGAACUGGCCCUGCCCAUGCCCACCAGCUCACAGAGAUGCAGAGAUCAGCAAGGAGGGAGGGUGUUCCAAAGCUCCUGUGGAACUCAAAGAAUCAGCUUUAUACAUCCAGGCUGCUCAGGUUCAGUCAAACCCUCUGUGCUCUGCUGGUUGACAGACCAGGAGCAAAUCUUCUGUACAGUCACCUGCUUUUGGUAGCCAGGAGCUCUGGUUUGCCUAAGUGACCCUGAUUUCUAAAUUUGCAGGCUUGAGCUACCAGUCCUCACCACAGAGAUUCAGAGCUGGUGAGGCAAAUCCAUCCCCACUGCUUUAUGUACCCAGAACAGAGAAUGCUCAUGCCAAAGGCCUAAAGCAGUUGCAUAUUAUUGACUGCAAAUCAAGAAUGAUGUACCAGGAAUGUAUUUGGCCUUUGAAGAUCUGAGAUCCCAAAAUAACUUCCCUUGCUUCACCUUUUAACAGAAAACAAACCCAAACCAGAUGUUUUCUUUUAGGAUGAAAAAUAGGCUAAAAUAUGUACAAGCAUCACAAUUUAAUUUAAUAGAAAAUCAUGAAUUCAAAUUCAGCUGGGCGUACACAUUAAUGCAUAACA